This is a messenger RNA of Sycon ciliatum, 2154 nucleotides long. RefSeq lists its product as uncharacterized. The record is from RefSeq and is a predicted model, not a curated record. The transcript is spliced from 12 exons. The coding region runs from base 85 to 2154 and encodes 689 amino acids. NCBI's taxonomy places the organism in Eukaryota, Metazoa, Porifera, Calcarea, Leucosolenida, Sycettidae.
GUCCGCUGCUCAGUUGCUUUCUUGUAUCGCAAGACGUAGUUUUGACUACGCUGGACUUUGAGGACUUGACUGGAUCUGCUAUCUAUGCGGUUGAAGAUGGGAUCUAUUUUAUUGCUUACUCUAUGUGUGCUGGCUUCAAUGCUGCACACAAUAAAUUGUGCUGAAGGCGCUUUGUGGACAACAGUGAGGCACCACGACAAGUAUUACCUUUCAACAUUCAAUGACGAACAGUGGGUGCAGUACGACGUGGCAAGAAGGGCCUGCGCUUUCCACGGCCAACGUCUCUUGUCCGAGAGUGAUAUGCCUGAGUCAGUAUUGAAAAGCCUUCAACUUCGCCCCGGUGCAUAUUUCCUUGACGGCGGCAAGAAGAUCGUGACACAAAACUACGAGGAAGGAUCAAACCGAGUGAUCCUGGAGAUUUUCAAACUCUACCCUGGUACUAAGAAACAGAUAUUAUGCAUUCAGAUCUGCGAUCAUGGGCAACUUGUGAAGGGGCGCUGCAUCUGCCAAGACAGGUACUUCGGCGAAACGUGCGAAAAAUCACGUGAUUAUUACUAUUUUUGUGAUGCCAAAAGAUGGCUUUAUAUGGACACGAAGGAUAAAGUGGUUUACGAUUCUGCCAAGAACUUUUGCAAUAUUAGAGGCGCCAGUAUACCUACCGACGCCGAGGAAACCUGCAUGACGGAGCUUGCCACCCAGGUACACAAACACAUAGGACAAGUACAUUUCUGGGCUACUAGACUAGCUGAUGGGAAUCCGCUUGCCUUUAAUGGACAUGGUGUGCUUGCUCCUGCGAUCCCUACGCACAAAUUUAAUAUAGCCUGCGUUGACAGGAGGGGUGAAUCUCACUAUGUUUGUGAUGCCAACAGAGUGCUUUUUAUGCACACGCGGGAUUUACUGGGGUACGAUAGUGCCAAUAAGUUUUGCACUGAUAGAGGCGCCAGUUUACCUACCGUCAACGAGGAACCCUGCAUGAAGGACCUUUCUUCCCAGUUACAUAAAACCGAAGGAGACCUAUAUUUCUGGACUACUAGACCAGCUGGUGGGAAGCCGUUUGCCUCUAAUGGAGUUGAUGUGCUUACUUCUCAAAAGCCUACGAACAAAUUUAAUGUAGCCUGCGUUCAGAGGAGGAUUUGUCAACGGCCUAAGGAUCCAGCUUAUGGGUCUUACAGCAACGGUGUAUUCCUUCAACAAGAAUAUCUUGAUACGCUGACUUUGACAUGUGAACAGGGAUACGAGGUUCAAGGUAACCCGAAGGUGACUUGCAUCACAGCACCUUCCACUACUACCCCACUAGCCACAUGCGCCAAGAUAUGUCAAAAACCAAGUAUACCAAACGGAAUUUUUAACGGAGAUGCAUUCAAUUCCGCAUUUGGAAACAACGAACUGAGGGGAGUUUGUAACGAUGGCUAUACAGCCACACAAACACCUAAGGCGACUUGCGGCAAUUUUGGCACGGUGACUGUGAUGGGCAAAUGCGAACCCGUACAAUGUGAUCGACCAAUUACACAAGCCGGAGCCUAUUCCAAUUUCGCGAAUGGCGUCUUCAAUACCGAACAGUCAAACAUCACUUUAACAUGUAAUUCCAGCUACUGGCGUUUGGGUUCGGCUCAGGCGACUUGCGAGAAGAAUGGCACAGUGUCUGGUCUUGAUGGUGGAUGCGCCAAGAUAAUAUUAUGUCAAAAACCAAGUUUACCAAACGGAAUUUUUAAGGGAGAUGCAUUCAAUUCCGCACAUGGAAACAAUGAACUGAGGGGAGUUUGUAACGAUGGCUAUACAGCCACACAAACACCUAAGGCGAAUUGCGACAUUUUUGGCACGGUGACUGUGAUGGGCAAAUGCGCAGGUGAAUUUCAUCAUGUUUGUGAUGCCAACAGAGUGCUUUUUAUGCACACGCGGGAUACACUGGUUUACGAUAGUGCCAGGAAAUUUUGCACUGAUAGAGGCGCCAGUUUACCUACCGUCAACGAGGAACCCUGCAUGAACGACCUUUCCUCCCAGUUAUUCAAAACCGAAGGACACCUAUAUUUCUGGAGUAGUACUCGUCUACUUUCGGGAAACCGGUUUGCCUCUAAUGGACUUGGUACAAUGGUUGCUUUGUCCCCUAUGAAGGAAUUUAAUGUAGCCUGCGUUGAGAAUAGGAGUGCCGAUUAA